ACUAGUACCGGCAUGAUACCGAUUCGAUUUCACAAUUCGAUACCAUUUGCUUAGCCUAAAUAAAUAGUGUGUCAUUCGCUAAAACCCAUGGCAAAACUAGAGAGAUCUUCUUAUAUGUAUGGGGCGAAAGUGUGAAAAAAGAAUUUAAACAAGAGCCUUUUCUUUUCCCCCAAGACAUCUCCUUCCUUCCCAAUCUCUCCUCCGAUCCCAACCGUCCACACUUGUUAACUCCGUUUCCAGCGUAGAUAUGUCGUCAUCACAUCUUCCAGCCACAUCAGAAUCACUCGACCUAGCUUCAGAAGCCAAAAGCCCAUCCGACGCCAUCACCAUACUUUAUCAAGUCCUAAACAACCCCGCAUCUUCUUCCGAAGCCCUGCGCGUCAAAGAACAAGCAAUCACAAAACUUUCCGAACUCCUCAGGGACGAAAAUCGAGGAGAAGAUCUCCGCAGCCUUUUAACCACAUUACGACCAUUCUUCUCACUCAUCCCGAAAGCCAAAACGGCAAAAAUCGUCAGGGGAAUCAUAGAUUCCGUUGCCAAAAUACCAAACACCACCGAUCUUCAAAUAUCGUUAUGUAGAGAAAUGGUAGAAUGGACCCGGUCUGAAAAACGUACCUUUUUACGGCAACGGAUUGAGGCCCGUCUUGCUGCGUUGUUGAUGGAUAGCAAGGAGUAUUCCGAAGCGUUGACUUUACUCUCGGGUUUGGUCAAAGAGGUGAGAAGACUAGACGACAAAUUACUUCUGGUUGAUAUCGACUUACUGGAAAGUAAACUACACUUUUCGUUAAGAAACCUACCAAAAGCGAAAGCCGCAUUAACCGCCGCUAGAACCGCGGCAAACGCGAUCUACGUGCCGCCUGCGCAACAAGGCACGAUUGAUUUACAGAGUGGAAUUCUUCAUGCAGAAGAGAAGGAUUACAAAACGGCGUAUAGUUAUUUCUUUGAAGCGUUUGAGGCGUUUAAUGCUCUUGAUGAUCCGAGGGCUGUUUACAGUCUUAAGUAUAUGUUGCUGUGUAAGAUCAUGGUGAACCAGGCUGAUGACGUGGCAGGGAUAAUCUCGUCGAAAGCUUUGAAGUUUUUAGGUCCGGAACUUGAUGCGAUGAAAGCGGUUGCUGAUGCUUAUGCUAAGAGGUCGUUAAAGUUGUUUGAAACUGCCCUUCAGGAUUUUAAAGCGCAAUUGGACGAAGAUCCUAUUGUUCAUAGGCAUCUUUCUUCUCUCUAUGACACGCUUUUGGAGCAAAACUUAUGCAGGUUGAUCGAACCAUUUUCAAGGGUUGAAAUAGGUCACAUAGCGAGCCUGAUUGAGCUUCCGGUGGAGCAUGUGGAGAAGAAACUGUCGCAAAUGAUACUGGACAAAAAGUUUGCGGGAACACUGGAUCAGGGUGUUGGGUGUCUCAUCAUCUUUGAAGAUCCAAAAACGGAUGCUAUCUUCCCUGCAACUCUCGAGACCAUUCAAAACAUGGGCAAGGUUGUUGACAGCUUGUUUGUUAGAUCCGCCAAGAUAAUGGCAUGAUAUGCUUCGAGUUAAAUGCUUUUAUACUUGUUUCAAAUGUUACUUUCUUUGAGUUUGGUUAUGUUUUGACGUCUGUCUUGUGUCGUCUCGUGACUGAAGUUUAUAUAACAGAACUCUUUGGUUAGGAAAAGGCAACUACACUAAUUAAUGAAUACUGCUUUUCCCU
Helianthus annuus (common sunflower) is the source of this 1679-nucleotide messenger RNA. RefSeq names its product 26S proteasome non-ATPase regulatory subunit 11 homolog. Gene Ontology annotation, biological process: ubiquitin-dependent protein catabolic process. The record is from RefSeq and is a predicted model, not a curated record. Gene Ontology annotation, molecular function: structural molecule activity. Bases 248 to 1513 code for a protein of 421 amino acids. The transcript has 3 exons. NCBI's taxonomy places the organism in Eukaryota, Viridiplantae, Streptophyta, Magnoliopsida, Asterales, Asteraceae. Gene Ontology annotation, cellular component: proteasome regulatory particle, lid subcomplex.